This is a messenger RNA of Racocetra fulgida, 183 nucleotides long. The record is from the annotation of a GenBank genome assembly. NCBI's taxonomy places the organism in Eukaryota, Fungi, Glomeromycota, Glomeromycetes, Diversisporales, Gigasporaceae.
AUGGAAAAACAGAAUGACAAAAACACACCACCGAUCCGAUCAACUGAAAAACAGAAGCCAAUGAGUAGUAAUCCAGCCGCCAGGACGACAAGUGAUUCGUCGGUAGUCAUUGAAACUUAUCCCAACAAUUAUUAUGGAGAAGCUCGUGACUUCUUUUCAUCGAUUCUAGGAAUGGCUUUUAAG